GAAUUUUCAAAAUUAAAAAGAGCUAUUUUGGUCAUUUUCUUUUUUGAGAGUUAUUUUUGUGACAAAAAUUUAAAAAUGAUUAUUUUAGAGAAUUGUCCUAUAUGAAAUGUACGGUUUAGUAGCUUUGAUGCAUUGGAGUUCAUAUAAUUGUUUCAACUUUCAACCUUAUAAAAAUUCGGUUUACUAUACCUCCGGUUUGUAAUUAUGUAACAACAGAAUAAGAUGCAUGGUAAUGCAUGUGUUUUGUUUGCAUCAUACUUUCGGUUAUGGUUUCAUUUACGAUUAAAAUAAUAUCAUUUAUAGUAACUAUAAGUUAGGCAUUAUAUUUAGGUAAUACAUUUCAUAUUUCCAGGAUAUUCCCUCAAGUUGGUUAAAGUAAAUUAAAUAUAGUUAAAAUUAAAAUGUAGUGGCAAUCAUGUAAAUAUUAAAACAUAUCAACGGGACUUCAAAAACAAAUCUUGUGUUUUAACAGUAUAGAUAUAAUAAAAAAUAUUUAGAGAAUUUGAUUACUGUAAUCGUAUUUUAAGUAGUAUACAAUAAUGUAUUAGAAUAUUUUUAUUUAGUUCUUAUUUUUUUUAUCAAAUACAAUUAUAUCAAAAAGUUACCAACUAAAAUUUAAAAUUACAGACUAAACCCAUCAUACACUAAAAAUAUAAAUGUCUGUUUGUUUGUAAGAUGACGAAAAACAUUAACAAAGAUAUUUUUAAUCAAUAAACUCAACAUGGUAAUUGGUAAGAUAGCACAGCUCAUUAUGAUGGCAGUUUCUCGGAAAUUUCUAAACUAAAACAAAAUUAAAAGAAAAUAGUAAAAUGGUCGGUACAACUAAAGUGAAGAUUUUAAAAGAAAAAAAAACUAUUAGAGUAAAGACUUCAUUCCAUCAUCAGAAGACCCAAGAAACUGUGAGUUUUCUACGUUCUGAACCGUCUAAGAGGUCAAGUCAACAAAGGCAAUCACUUUAAUGGUUGAAAUCAGAUCACAUAUUUGUCUCGAUAUAUCCAAAAUACAUACAUGAUACAUGUAAUUAAAAAGUAUCACUAAGUUGGAGAUAUGUAAGUUCAACACGUUACAUAAGCAUACGCGUUGAGCCAACAGGAGAGGAUUGUCUAAUUCGUUUUAGCAUUUAGUGUUUUAAUGGUCUAGAUUGUGUUGCAAGUGUGCCAACGAAUCUAAAUCGUUCGUUUUAGAAUUUUAGAAAAUGAUUUACAGUUACAUGAAAUAUACGUCACCUUGGCAAGAUAUUUAGACAAUAUUAAUGUUCUAAAAAUUAUACGAACUAUGAACUAUAUUCACAUGGUCAUGAAUUAAUAAGUGUAUUUUACUUACAUUAUCAAUGUAAAUUUUAUAAUAAAAUUGUUGACUUGGAAUACAACAAAUUCUUUUUUUUUUGAAUUAUACAGAAAUAUCAUUGCCCUACAAAAGUGUUCCAGACUAGUCACGUGUUGCCACAUGUCAGUCCUCUGUCUCUGGCAAUGCCGAAAUGUUAAUUCUCCGGUGACUUGAAUACAACAAAUUCUCAUAAUUUUUUGAUAUGUUUUUAAAUGUUGUCGAUAUAUAACAUUGCAUUUAAAUGAUUUAUCUAUAUAUUUUUAGGAUUCUUUUUGUUUUAAUUAGGUUGAAAGACUUUUCAUCAAUGUUGACUUGGAAUACAACAAAUUCUCAUCAUCUUUUGAUAUGUUUUUAAAUGUUGUCGAUAUAUAACAUUGCAUUUAAAUGAUUUAUCUAUAUAUUUUUAGGAUUCUUUUUGUUUUAAUUAGGUUGAAAGACUUUUCAUCAAUGUUGUUGGACUUUCUUCUUUUCAAAAUUACAUUGAUAACAUUUAUUAGUGUAUACAUGUUCUUAUAUAAUUAGUUUUUAAUAUAUUAAUACUGUUUUGAUGUUUUAUUAUGCAUGUAGUUAACAAUCAUUUUUAGUUUUAAUAAGGAAUGCAUAGACAAAUGACGUUGUAAUGGAUCAUUUUAUGAUUUUUAAAUAACUUCACUUAUGCAUUCAUAUAUCUCUUCAGGUAUCUCGUUAUUAUUCGAAACUAUUUAACUUGACAAUUUCUCUGUCAUUACGUUAAUUUUCUAAAAUAAAUUUACAUCUAUAUCUUCAAUUAGUUCGUCUGAUUUCGCCGGAAAUUAUCGAGAAUUCUAUAAGAUUCUAGCUAUUCAUACUAUCUACGUUCGGCAUGUCAUGCGGUGACAGAAGCUAUAUGUGAACAAGUUGCCUAUGGAAAUAGAACUCUGUAUUUUGAUUUUCGCACAAGUUUAAACAGACGAAUCUUUUUUUAUGAAACAAAACAGACGAAUCUAAAACGUUUAUUUGAGUGGAUUAAUGGGAAACUCAACAAUUUAAACGUGUUUUACUCCUAAUUGAGAGCUAGGACGUCUUUUCAAAAUACUUUCGGCAGAUUUCAUCAAGCUUUUGAACCGUUCAGAUUGAGACUAGCCUUUUAAAAUUAUACUAGGGCUUUUUUUUCUUAUGACUAUAGCCUACUAGGAUUAUUAAAAGACGACAUAAACUUUCUUAUAAAACAAAUUAAAAGACCACAUCCGUCAAGAGAAGAAAUUUUAACUAUUGCAUGAACUCUGCCGACGAUAUAACAUUAAACAAAAUGACCAAACGAUAUAGACUACUAGCCUCAUUUUCUAUAAAAGCGCCAGGGAGGGGUUGUCACAGAAUACAAACAACACAAAGAACAAAAAAAGAAAGGUUAUUGUAGUUUUAACGAUGAUGAUGAUGGGCGAUACAUUUGGAACAAUAGGAUCAAGCAUGGCAAGUUUGUUCUUUAUUUGGGCAACAGUUCAACAAAUCUUCCCUAACCAUUUGAAGAUUGCCAUCAAAGAGUUUCUUUUGUCUUCAUUCCAACAACUCUGUUUCGCUCAAAGAGUCUCAGAUUAUUUCACCAACCUCUUCUCUCCUUACGUCGAUAUCAACUUCCCAGAGAGUGAUGAGUACCGUCUCAACCACGCUUUCUCAGCCAUAGAGACCUACCUUGAGUCGAAAGCAACCGAUAAAUCCAAGCACCUCAAAGGAAGCCAGCUGAAAGAGAACAAAGGGUUGGUCUUAAAACGAGACGAGGUGAAAAUCAGAGAUGAAUACAAAGGAGCUAAUGUUUGGUGGGAGAUUGUGACUGCUUCUGAUGAAGAAAGAUCUUACAAGCUCACAUUUCACCACCGUGCAAGGAGUCUUAUAACUGAUUCAUACGUACCUUAUGUGGUUGAAGAAGGGAAGUUAAUUAAAGCCAAGAAACAGCAGACGAGGCUGUUCACUAAUAACCCGAGUUCUCAGUGGAUUCUUAGCCACAACAUGUGGAGAUCUAUUGAGUUUGAGCAUCCAGCGAGUUUUGAGACACUAGCCAUGGAACAAGAGAAGAAAGAAGAGAUCAUGAGUGACCUCACCGCUUUUACCAAUGGGAAAGAUUAUUACAAGAAGAUUGGGAAAGCUUGGAAGCGAGGCUACUUGUUAUACGGACCACCAGGAACAGGUAAGUCCACCAUGAUUUCCGCCAUGGUAAAUUUUUUGAACUAUAACAUCUAUGAUCUUGAACUCACGGCUAUAAAGAACAACUCGGAGUUGAGGAAACUUCUUACAUCGACAUCUAGCAAGUCCAUUGUUGUGAUUGAGGACAUAGACUGCUCUGUAGAUCUUACCGGUAAUAGAAACAAGAAAGACAGAAACUCAAUGGAAAGGAAUGGAGAACAGGAUAAAGAUGAAAGCUCGGUUACACUCUCUGGACUUUUAAACUUCAUUGAUGGUAUUUGGUCAGCUUGUGGGCAAGAAAGGAUUGUUGUGUUCACAACAAACCACUUGGAAAAACUUGACCCGGCUUUGAUUAGGAGAGGAAGAAUGGAUAUGCACAUUGAGUUAUCUUAUUGCACUUAUGAAGCUUUCAAGAUUCUUGCCAAGAACUACCUGGAUCUUGAUGAUCAUCCUUUGUUCAAGAAUAUCAAGUCAUUGUUGAAGGAGAUAGAGAUUUCUCCAGCUGAUGUUGCAGAGAACUUAAUGACCAGAAACCAUAUAAUAGACGUUGAUGAAUCCUUGAAUAAUCUGAUCAAAGCUUUGGAGGAAAAGAAGAACAGCCAGAGGAGUCAACAUGAUGAAGACAAGAAGAAAAGCAACAAGUUCAGAUUAUUUGGUUGA
Brassica napus (rape) is the source of this 4122-nucleotide messenger RNA. RefSeq names its product AAA-ATPase At5g40000-like. Gene Ontology annotation, molecular function: ATP binding; ATP hydrolysis activity. The record is from RefSeq and is a predicted model, not a curated record. Bases 2710 to 4122 code for a protein of 470 amino acids. Lineage: Eukaryota; Viridiplantae; Streptophyta; Magnoliopsida; Brassicales; Brassicaceae. The transcript has a single exon.